Messenger RNA from Xyrauchen texanus (razorback sucker), 4149 nucleotides. RefSeq names its product activating transcription factor 7-interacting protein 2-like. The record is from RefSeq and is a predicted model, not a curated record. Bases 597 to 1289 code for a protein of 230 amino acids. Gene Ontology annotation, cellular component: transcription regulator complex; nucleus. Gene Ontology annotation, molecular function: transcription coregulator activity; protein binding. The transcript is spliced from 12 exons. Gene Ontology annotation, biological process: regulation of DNA-templated transcription. NCBI's taxonomy places the organism in Eukaryota, Metazoa, Chordata, Actinopteri, Cypriniformes, Catostomidae.
UUUUACGUUGUAUUGGUUGAGCACGCGGUGUAGCUGUUAAGAUCACGCGCUCCGUUUUUAGUCUUUCGCGCGCAUUAUAUGGUAAGCGCUAGAUUCUGUUGUUUUGCAGAACUCAUACAGAUAAUUCUGGUGAUUAACUUUAACCAUACGGAUGUACCAUCAUUGGACUUUUCAUCGUCAACUUUGACCCAGGACAGCAGAGUAAACAUCAGCAUUUUAGCAUCAGCUACAGUUGUCAAUGGCAACGCCUGAUUCAUAUUCUAUAUAACGUACGUUUCAAACGAUAGAAACAUAUACCAUCAUCAUUGGCAGAGACGGACCACUUCUAUUUAAAAGAAUGGAACGCCCAACGGGUUAUUUGCAAAUAAAAGAGCCAAUCACAAUUCAUAUACAGACAUCGCCUUUCAAUCAAGUCGCUAACGCGCAUGCGCAUUAUCUAUACAAGUCGGGAAACAUGCGUGUUUUGGCGUAAUGUAAGUUUUUGAAAUGGCGACGUUCCCCCAUUCAAGUAGAUAGGAAGAUGAACUAUCAUGACUGGAAAUGGCCUCCCGAGAGCGUUCCAGAGAUGCCCGACUGUGGACUGACUUGCUAGAGGUAUGAAAAGGAGUAGAUUUGAAGACGACUCUGGAACAGUACACUCUGUUCAAGACACCGAGCUGCGAGCAAACAAGCUCCCUCGAUCAGAGGUUGAAAAGAUUAUUUCAAAUAAAGUAAAGACUGCAAUUGAGCUGUCCGACCACAAGAUGAAAGAUCUUAUGGGGAGAAUAAGUGAGGUGAACAGUGAACCAAGAUAUGAUGCAAGAAUCCAAAAACUGGAAGCACAUGUGAUGAAGAUAAAACGAAGGGGAGAUGCGGUAUUUGCAUAUGUCCGGAAACUCAGAUCCUUGGGGAGUCAGUCUCUCCCUACUGUAAUUUACAGUGCUGCUUCUCGGCAGCCACAGCCAUGCAUCUCUGCAGCUGAACCAAGAAUCAAUAGCAUGUCCAGUGUUUUACUCAAUGGAGGAGGUUCCAGUGACCGAACUUCAGUUUCGUCAGCAGAUAAUAACUGUGAGGUUGCUGCUUUGAAAAGACCCAAGAAGGGGUACUGGGAAAGUCUGCUGUCAAAGGAACAGGUUGUAGACCUUACAGAGGAAGACCGAGGUGGACCAAAUGAAAAGAUCCUUGUUACCCAGCUAUCGGAUCAAAGAAUGAAACAUCCAGAACGAUCCAAACCCCCAAGCAUACCACCCACAUCCAUGAAAGCUGAACCAAACCAGAUCGUUAUAGAAGUGCAGAGGACGGACUCCUGAGAAGAACAGGAUCAGCAGCACCUGUGGCAGGUUGAACCUCCUCAGCUGGCGAAGGCAGCGGUUGCUCUGCUGGGCCUUUUUCGCAAUGGAGUCAAUGUGGGUUUCCCACUUCAGGUCCUUUUGUGAUUGUAGUGCCUGGGAACCUGAAGGACUCCACUGCUGCCACAGUACAAUUUAAAAUGGUGAGCAAAUUGAUGUUGGGGUGUUCCGCCUAAAGUCCACAAUCAUCUCCACUUUUUUGAUUGUUCAGCUGCAGUUUGACUACACCAUUGAGCCAGCUGUUCAUCCUCCCUUCUGUAUGCAGACUCAUCGUCAUCCUGGAUGAGGCAGAUGACUAUAGUGUUUUCUGCAAACUUCAGGAGCUUGACAGAGAGGUCCUUGGUGGUGCAGUCAUUUGUGUACAGGUAGAAGAAUAGUGUAAGGAAGUAAGUAAGUAAAAGUUUAUUUAUAUAGCACCUUUCACAGGUAUGAGGCCACAAAGUGCUUCACAACUAAAACAUUUAUAUCAUAAAAUACACGCAAUAAAGGCAUAUACAGUACAUGAUCAUGUCAACCCACAAGCAGCUAAUUAAAAGCCUGAACAAAUAAAUGGGUCUUAGUCUGCAUUUGAAGGCAUCAACAGAGUCAAGAGAGCGCAUAGACGGUGGGAGAUCACACCUCCCUGGGGGCACCAGUGCCGAUUGUACAUGUGUUGGAAUUUAAUUUCCCCAGUCUCACUAACUGCUGCUGUCAGAAAGCUGGUGAUCCACUGACAGAUAGAGGUGGGAACUGAGAGCUGGGUUAAUUUAUGCCAUAGGAGAGCAGGGCUAAUGGUGUUGAAAGCCAAACCGAAGUCCACAAAUAGGAUCCUUGCAUAAGUCCUUUUGUCUGUCUAGAUGUUGCAGUGUAAUGCAAUCCCAUGUUGACCGUAUCAUCCACAGAACUGUUAGCUCAAUAGACAAACUGCAGGGGAUCCAGAAAGGGUCCAGUGAUGUCCUUCAGUUGGGCUAACACCAGUCUCUCAAUUGACUUUCAUGACCACAGACAUCAGGGCGACAGGUUUGUAGUCAUCAGUUCCUGCAAUCUUGGGUUUAUUUUGGACAGGGAUAAUGGUAGAGCGUUUGAAGCAGCUGGGAACUUCACAGUUCUCUAGUGAUGUGUUGAAGAACUGUGUGGAGAUGGGGGCCAGCUGGUUGGCACAGGCUUUUAGACAGGUGGGUGAAACACCUUCUGGCCCUGUGCUUUCCUUGUCUUUUUAUGGAAGACCUGGCACACAUCCUCUUCACAGAUCUUAAGUGCAGGUUGAGCAGCAGCAGGAGGGAAGAGGAGAAUGUUUGCAGGAGGUGUUGGUGUUAGUAUGAAGUGAAGGUCAAAAAACUUCAAUCAGUGCAGUCAAAACAGGCUUGUUGUUCCAGCUCUGAUUCAUUGGUCCAUCUCUUUACAGUCUAAACAACAGGUUUACUACAGUUACAACUACAGUGCUCAAUAUUAUGUCCGAAAGAGGCGAUUCUCAAUUUAAUGUACUGUUGACUUGAAAGCUGCUGUCCUCUGAUCAGUGCACUGUUGCAAAUGGAUAAUCUUCAUGCGUUGAUAAAACGGUAAUACAAUAAAGUCAUAAACAUAUUUCCAGUGUUUUAUUUGUUAUACUUUCUGCUGUUCAGAAAAAUAUACCACAAACAUACAUUUACAUCAUCAUCUCUCAGUGUGUCGGAUGCCUCCAAAAGAGGUGAUUCUUAGUUCAGUGUACUGCUGACUCGAGAACUGCUGCGACCGGAGAAUUGUGAACUUGUUGGAGCUGUUCAUUGCAAUAAAGGGUUAUGAAAAGCAGUUAUCAUCAGUUCUAGGAUCAUAUUACUCCCGGUUAUCGACUCCUUUCAGGUUGGAGUGUCCGGCACAUCCGAGAGACAGUUUAAGAUGGAGUAACUUGUGGAUCAGUCGAGAGGCGAACUGUUUCAAACGAUUCAGUCCGAUUUGCUGAACUGGUUCAACUCGUUCACUAAAAAGAAUCGGUUCAUAAGAAAGCUGUUUACAAACUGGACAUCACUAUUAUUCUGCUAAAAACAAAAUACAGUUUUUAGGGGACUAUCUCUGCACUGUUGGUCCAUCCUUUGUGUUCAGCAGAAGAAAGUCAUACACAUCAGGGAUGGCACAACAUUGCAGUUUUCAUUUUUGGGUUAACUAUCCCUUUAGUAAAAGCCUAAAACACUUCCUGUGCAUGCAUGGGUCAUUUGUGAUUGGCCCCUUAGAAUGCUAGUAAACACCUUUUAACCUUAUAUUGUCUGUCUUGUGUAUAACGAUUAAUUAACAGCAGUGGAGGAGGACACUGUCAGUUCUUCAGUGCAAUUUGAAGAGGUAUGCUAAUCCUGAAUAUUUUCUUAUUCACCAAAGAUUCUUGUAUCAUAAUGGUCAUCAUAAUAUUUCAAUAAACAUUUAAUUUCUGUAGGAUUCAAUUGACUAAGUGUGUUUUACUGGACUGUCCUGCUUUUUAUAACUCUAAAAACAUCCAAUAAAGAAUUUUCUGAAUAAAACCGUUGUGUAAAGGUUUCACCAGGAAAAAUUGUAUUUCUAUUAAACGUCAAAUUGAAAAAUCUUGUAUAGUCUUUGUUGUAAGAAUUUUGUUUUGUUUGUCAUAUAUAUAUUUUUUUUAAACGAUUUUGAUCUUUCCAUUAAAAUAUCCAUUGAUGCUGAUAUGGCAUUAAAAUAAUAAUAAAUGAAUAAUUUUUCAGUACAUAUUGUACUUUCAUUUCGUAGGAGGACUGGCACUCCAAACUACCUCCCUUCCCGGAGACCCCGUUUCCCAAGGAGCUCCCAGUUGCAGCUGCCUCUCACAACUUGCCGCAGAAGCCUGUUGUGAAACUAGCAGGAAUUGGGUGUGCACAAG